AUGGCCACACUAUGCAGUUAUCAUGGCAUGAUAGUUUCAAAAUACUUUAAGACAAUCAGAGACUUUAUUAGAUUAGAGUUUGUAUGUAAAAAGUAUUAUUGCAAUAUGGAGAAGUUUCAUUACAAUCCAAUUCCAUUAAAUAGCAAAACUCUAUUCAAUUUUUCACAUAUUGAAACACUUCAUUUAUUCGAUGUGGAAGAUGAGACCUUUGGAAAUGACAUUGUAGGAAUUGUCCAGAACAUAAAAAGAUGCAUUUUACUAGUCGAGAAGUCUUUUUAUGAGAUUACAGUGUGGUUUAAUGUUGAUUACACGACAGUAGUAUUAAACAAGAACAAGAACUUUCUAUUCAAAAAUGUGACAUACACCAAAAACGACAGAGAGAAAUUUGGCACAACCAUUUCACACUAUGUAAGAUCAAUUGGAGAUCACUGUUUUGAAAAUUGCAAAUAUAUGAGCAGUGUAGAGAUCCCAUCAUGUGUCACAUCAAUUGGUGAAUAUUGUUUUAGUGAAUGUAAAAACAUCAACACGGUGACGAUACCUUGUAAUGUAACUACAUUGAAUGACUACUGUUUUUAUAGAUGUAAGAAAUUGAGUACUAUUAAUCUACCAUUACACAUCUUAAGCAUUGGUAACUGUUGUUUUGAGAAAUGUAAACAUUUAAGUAGUGUAACAAUACCUUUACAUGUGACAUCUUUUGGUGUUAGUAGUUUUUGUGAAUGUUCUACUCUGAGCCAUUUAGAUAUACCAGCAAGUGUUUUAAGCAUUGGCAAUUUCUGUUUCUUUGCGUGUUGUAGUCUGAGUGAUGUUAAUAUACCAUCGAGUGUCACAUCAAUUGGUCACAACUGUUUUAAUUGUUGUAUUAAUCUUACUAGUGUAACAGUAUCGGCUCAAAUUAAAUCUUUAGAACAUGAUUGUUUCUUUAAAUGUAGUAAUCUGAAUACUAUUAUACUUCCAAAGUCUAUCACUUCUAUUGGGGAAAGGUGUUUUUGGAGAUGUAAAAAUUUAAGUACAAUACAAAUCCCAUCAAGCGUUCAAAUAAUUGGGGAUCAUUGUUUCCAUAAAUGUUAUAAUUUGAAAGAUAUAACUUUACAUCAUAAUGUGAAAACUGUUGGGAAUUGUUGUUAUUAUAAUUGUAUAAAUCUGAGCACUGUAGUAAUACAAUCCAAUGUCAAAUUUGGCAAUGACUGUUUUUUCGGAUGUACAAAUUUAAUUAAUGUAAAGACGAUAAAAAGAGGCACAUCUUUGGGUCAAAUUCCUUUUUCAUCAAAAACUAUUCACCAUGAUAAAAUGAACAAAAAAGAUCAUAAGAAAUGUUCAUUUGUAUGA
Molecule: messenger RNA, 1326 nt
Organism: Entamoeba invadens IP1
Lineage: Eukaryota; Evosea; Mastigamoebida; Endamoebidae
Exons: 1
Coding region: 1-1326 (441 amino acids)
Source: RefSeq, a predicted model, not a curated record